AUGAUACCGUGGUCGUCCUUCGUGCAGAAGGCCCAGAGUCUGAUUGAUCCGGCCAACUUCAAUAUUCCCGCCCUAUCCUCAUCCGACGAUACUCCCUCGAAAGCGUCGCUGUUCCGCCAGCAGUUCCGCCUCCCUGAUUCCCAGAACCCGCUGCAAGAGAUCACUGCGGAUCUUGUUCUUCCGCUGCCCAAUUCGUCGUCGAGUCAAGGAGAGGCUUCCCGCAAGGCUGACAAGGCUGGGAACACAUAUACGGGCCGUUUACAUCUGAGUGAACGUUUCAUCUGCUUUUCCACUCAGCCAACCAGCUUCAUUCCUUCCGCUACAGCAAGUGCGUCGACCACAUGGACCGGUCAGACGCAUGGCACUGGGCCUUCGGGCAAUGGCUUUAUUCUCCCACUAUCCAGUAUACGACGCGUCGAACGUCUCCACAGUGCCAGCCAUGUAUUCUCCUUAGCGCUCACGACGUGGAACGGCCUGCUAAACAAGCAGCAAGAAGCCAAUCUCACCCCUCAGCGCCUCAUUCUACAGCUUGUCGGUAGCAGACAGGCUUGCGAGCGAUUCUGCGACACACUCAAGAAAGGCCUGCGAGAGGGUAUGAAGGAGGUUGAUAGCUUGCGGUCGGUCGUUGCCGAUUGCUAUUCGGAAUAUUUACUCUCGGGCGCGAAAGGGAAGGGUCAGGACGGGACUGAAACGGACGGUCGUCAACCCCCUGAUGCGGGCCUGGGUUUGAUAUUCCGCUAUCCUGGUGAUGCACGUAAGCUUCGUGAUCGCAGCAAGAUGAGAUUGUGGGGUGAAUAUUUCAGAGAAAAUGGCCGCAAUGCAACACUGGUCCGUCAGCCAACUUUCCAUAAGCUCAUCAGAGUUGGUUUGCCAAAUCGGCUACGAGGAGAAAUCUGGGAGCUCACGUCCGGCUCUCUGUUCCUUCGUCUGAGAGCUCCCAAGCUAUAUCAACAGACAUUGGCCAAAUUCGAAGGCCAAGAGUCACUGGCUAUCGAUGAGAUCGAGAAGGACUUGAAUCGCAGUCUACCAGAAUAUCCUGGAUUCCAGAGUGAAGAGGGUAUUGGUCGACUGAGACGAGUUCUCACUGCAUACAGUUGGAUCGACCCAGAGAUCGGGUACUGCCAGGCCAUGAAUAUUGUGGUUGCCGCUUUGUUAAUAUAUAUGUCAGAGGCACAGGCAUUCUCCAUUCUUUCUGUAUUAUGUGACCGUCUCCUACCCGGCUAUUAUUCCACAACUAUGUACGGAACCCUGCUCGAUCAGAAGGUAUUCGAGUCGCUUGUCGAGAAAACAAUGCCUGUUCUUUGGGAACAUCUCACUAAGUCGGAUGUGCAACUCUCCGUUGUCUCACUGCCGUGGUUCCUCUCUCUCUAUAUCAACUCUAUGCCACUCGUUUUCGCUUUUCGUGUUCUGGAUGUCUUCUUCUUGGAAGGCCCUAAAGUGCUCUUCCAGGUUGGUCUUGCCAUUCUUCGAGUCAAUGGUGAAGAACUUCUUGAGACACAGGAUGAUGGUUCCUUCAUCUCUGUCUUGAAAUCAUACUUCUCGAGAUUAGAUGAAUCUGCCCACCCGAGAUCAGAGAACCCUAAGUUGCGGGCAAUCACCAGAUUCCAGGAAUUGAUGGUGGUGGCUUUCAAGGAAUUCUCUGGCAUCACCCACAGCACGAUCACUGAGACGCGGGAAAAGCACAAGGGUGCUGUGUUGGAUAACAUUGAGACAUUUGCAAAGCGUACUUCUAUCCGCAAUCUUGGCCCCGAAAGCAAACGUCUCAGCGUGGAUGAUCUUGGGACUAUAUAUGAUCGCUUCUAUGAGACUUUGUAUCAAUGGCAGCAACACCAGAGAAUCAUCGAAGAAGAAAAGAGGCGACAAGAGAGGAAGAAAUCCGAGCGUCUAUCGAUGCUCGCUCCUCCCGCCGAUCAACAAGUUGGCCGCGUUGGUCUCGGACCUAGCCCUACCCAUAUGGACUAUGACGCUUUCAGAGAGUUCCUUGCCGCUACAUCCAAAUGGGCAGCUGCUGACUCCCCUGGACCAUCGAGAAAAGGAUCAGCAGCCCAGUCGGCACUGUGGGCGAACCGCCGGCAACCAGCCGACCAUGAGUUCAUGCAACGUCUUUACCGCAAGUGGGCUACGGACCCCGAAGAAGGGUUAAACCUGCAAAACGUGGUGAACGGUCUAGCCCGUCUCAAGGGCUCGCCCGACAUCAUGAAUAACAUCAACUACUUCUUCGAUCUAUACGAUGACAACGGGAACGGCCAAGUUGACCGCGAGGGAAUCCUCAAAAUCUCCGAAGCACUCUUAUUCCUCUCACGACGAGGCUUUGAGGGCACAAUUACUGCUACCCCAUCGGUGGAGAAUUUGAACUCUCCUGGUGAUCGUGAUCGCGGUGAGAACUCACUCACCACUGACGAGAAAUUCCUCGGCAGUGUCAGUGCGUUCAUUCGCCGCUGUUUCGAAUAUGCCGAUCCCAGUCACCUGGAGAACAAAAAGUCAACCCAACAAGAUGCCACCGAAGAAGCGACCGCAAAGCUAGACUCGUUCGUCAUCGGCGACGACGACGACGAAGAAGAUUUGAUUGAUGUCGACGGAGAUUCCAAGGCCAAGGAGUCAGCACCAGACUCGCCAGCCCAGCGCGAAUCAGACACCCACGAACACAACCCCUCAAUGUCCGAGUCUGCAAAUCAAGCCCUGGACCCUAACAACCCCCUCCAUAUCACCCUCCCCACCUUCCGCAUGGUCGUCCUAGCCGACGAACUCCUUGAACAGUUCUUCGAAUCCUACUUCCCGCAAUCCUUCCACCUGUCCGAUCAUCCCCAUCCAGCAGCCCUAGCCGCCUCUUCCACCAUGUCCUCAAACCUAACAACAUUCUCCAACAUCGGCAGCAUCCGCUCCAGCUCCACUGCGGGCUCAGUCCCGGUAGCCGGCGCCUCAGGCGGCAUCGUCCCCCCAGGCAAAGGUCUCCGCGGCGUCCUCGACAACAUCGUCACGGACGGCAUCCGCAUGGCCGCCGAAGUCAAGAAGCGCAUGGAUGAGGCGCAGCGCGAGAUCGAGCGCAAUGCGCUCGGCCGCGACGACGAAGAAGAUGAAGACGACGAGGACGACUACCCCCGUCGCGAAUCUAGCAACGUCAUGGCGGGCGGUAUCUCCAGCUGGGGCGCUGGUGCUUAUGGCGCUGAUACGGAGCGGCGCAGCGUCGUCCGCGAUGCCGAUCGCGAUCUGCUCGAAGACGCCGAGUUGCUUGGUGGUGGGAAGGAAGAGAGAACUUCCCUAUUGGAUGGGAAGAAUGUUUCCGGGCACACAUCUCGUAAAUUUUCUGGCGCUUCUAAGGGCUCUCCUGUGCGUGAUGAUGGCGAGGUCAUUAGCAAGGUUGUGGAGUUUGAUUCAUGA
Molecule: messenger RNA, 3378 nt
Organism: Penicillium soppii
Lineage: Eukaryota; Fungi; Ascomycota; Eurotiomycetes; Eurotiales; Aspergillaceae
Product: GTPase-activating protein
Exons: 3
Coding region: 1-3378 (1125 amino acids)
Source: RefSeq, a predicted model, not a curated record